Rotaria sordida is the source of this 1086-nucleotide messenger RNA. The record is from the annotation of a GenBank genome assembly. Lineage: Eukaryota; Metazoa; Rotifera; Eurotatoria; Philodinida; Philodinidae.
AUGGAAUAUCCACGUGUUCAAUUGAAUGAUUUACUCGACGAAAUUCUUAUGAUUAUUUUGAAAAAAUUGUCUCAUGUCCAGGUGCUUUGUUCUUUAAUAGGUGUUAAUAAACGAUUAAAUAAAACAGUACAUGAUUCUAUUUUUACGAAUCGUUUGACUUUAAUGGUAUCUUUCUUGAAUCAUUGUAUUUUUCCAUUAUCAGAAUCAAUACUUGAUCGAUUUUGUUUACAAAUCUUACCUAAAAUUCAUGAUAAAAUCGAAUGGCUUGAUCUCGAAGCAUUUUCAAUGGAACGUAUUCUUCGUGCUACAAAUUUUCCUAAUUUAUAUGGAUUUGGUUUAUAUAACAUUCGACAAGAAAUAGCUAUGCAUCUUUUUAAUGAAGAACUUGAUUUGUCUCUUAUAGUUUCAAGAAAAAAAAUAUUUAUUGAUGGUUAUGAUUUGAAAACAAAUAUUAUUAAUAAUAUGACACUAUUAAAUAAAUUUACAUUUAAUAUUUGUUCAUUAAGUCAUUUUUAUAAUCAAAUUAUUUCUUGUAUUGAUUAUUUUCAAAAAAGAAAUUAUGGUCAAUGUCAUAUUUAUUCAUAUCCAUAUAAAUUGAAAUAUUAUGAUAAUAUAACAAAUAAUUUUCCAGGUGGAAUAUUUAAAUGUGUUCGUGAAAUAUCAUUAUUUGAUGAACGUCCUUUUGAACAUGAAUUUUUUCUUCAAAUUCAAAAAUCAUUCCCAUUGAUGGAAAAAUUAACUUUAAUUAAUAAGAAGCCACAAAUUAACAAAUUUAAUGAACAAUCAAAAGAUGACAAUCGACCUUUGUCGAUAGUGAUUCAAUAUCCUCAUCUUUUUGAACUUAAUCUUAUAAAAACUCACGAAGAUUAUCUUGAACAAUUUUUACUUGAUACUAAAAUGUGUUUACCAAAUAGUAUUUUUCUUCAUAUAAAUUAUCGAUUAUUGAAAGAAGUAACACACAAUUUUACAAGAAAUUCAACUCGAAACAAUUGUGUAAAAAUUAGGGUGAUAUUUCUUUAUAAUACAUUAGGAUUUCCUGAACAUUUAAAAGACUAUUUUCCUCAUGCAAAAAUAUGUUCAUUAUAA